AUGUUGAAUGCAUCAAUGAAUAAGAGCUUGAAGUGGGACCUAACAUAUGUGGAAGCCAUGUGGGCCUCGGAGGAUGCGGCCGAGGGUUCCUCAGAAUUGUCAUCACCUCGUCCUUCUUUGGUGGAUGAUUCCGCUAUUGUUGCAGCCGAGCCUUUUGGGGUUGUGGCUGAGACUGGGGUUCCUGUCUUUAUAUGUCCAACUAUGUUGUUAAAGAGACACCGGUCCUUGUCGUCGAAUUGGGGGAGUCUCCCGAGAUGGCUGAGCCUGAGGCUGAGAUCCGAGCCGAAAUCUGACCCUGGAAGAGGGAUCAGACGCCCAAACAACCACCAUCUCCCAUCCAAUCCAAACGGAUCAGGUGAGACUCGGAAGUCAGCGACUGAGGCCGGGACCUCGUACAAGCAAAAAUCAGUCCAGUCCUCAAAGGAGGACAUUUUGGGGUCACAACCGAUAAGGAGCUGCCCUUCCAAGGCAAGAGCCUGGGAAGGAGCCAGGGCAUCCAAGGCUUUGACGACUUCAUCGGCUACUGAAGCUGAAUCUGUACAGUUACUUUCUGGUUUCCAUCCAGCAUUUGGCAAAUCUGUGUAUUCCUUGCAACUUCUCAUCUGGAUUUUAAGUGAAGAUCUUGAUUCCUCACAAACGUUGGUAGAGUUUAAGCUAAUAAUACUAAAGAUGAUUGCGAACCAAAACCUCAUACGCAACAUCAUUGGAGUGACAGGCAAUGUAAUCUCGUGUGGUUUGUUUUUGUCGCCUAUGCCGACAUACAUACAAAUCAUCAAGAGCAAGGAUGUGAAGAAGUUUUCGCCAAUUCCCUACCUAGCCACAUUACUCAAUUGCUUGCUUUGGUUUUUCUAUGGGCUGCCCAUUGUCCACCCCAACAGCCUUCUAGUCAUCACCAUCAAUGGCAUUGGUAUAGCCUUUGAAAUAUUCUACCUAACCGUUUUCUUAAUCUAUGCUGCUCGUCAAGGCCGCUUGAAGGUCAUCAAACUAUUAGCACUUGAGAUGGUGUUCAUGAUAGCUGUAGUAACUUUAGUACUUUUGUUGAUCCACACAACCACCAAGAGAUCCUUAGUUGUGGGUAUCCUCUGUAUCAUUUUUGGGACUUGCAUGUAUGCGUCUCCUCUUGUUGUGAUGAAACUUGUGAUUCAAACAAAGAGCGUGGAGUUCAUGCCCUUCACACUUUCUCUUGCUAGCUCCCUUAAUGGAGUUUGUUGGACUAGCUAUGGUUUCCUCCCCUUCGAUAUCAAUCUCCUUGUUCCUAAUGGUUUGGGGACUCUCUUUGGUCUUGCUCAACUAGUCCUCUAUGCUUGUUAUUUCAAGUCCACACCGAGCAAGAAUACUAAAGCUGAGGUGGAGCUACCCGUCUAA
Messenger RNA from Zingiber officinale, 1365 nucleotides. RefSeq names its product bidirectional sugar transporter SWEET5-like. The transcript has 8 exons. Gene Ontology annotation, molecular function: sugar transmembrane transporter activity. Gene Ontology annotation, cellular component: membrane. Gene Ontology annotation, biological process: carbohydrate transport. NCBI's taxonomy places the organism in Eukaryota, Viridiplantae, Streptophyta, Magnoliopsida, Zingiberales, Zingiberaceae. The coding region runs from base 1 to 1365 and encodes 454 amino acids. The record is from RefSeq and is a predicted model, not a curated record.